AUGGCAACGAGACUUAAGCUCGCCGAAGCAAAGCGUGCUCAAGGUUUCAUACGUUUACAAAACAUUUACGAUAUGAUUCCAAAGCUAAGCAGUGACAAGAAGGCUCUAUCGCAGUUCAUCGCGCAAGCUCGAUUGGUCGAUCAACUGAGGAAAGAAUUUAUAGAGUUGAUGGAUGACGUCAAUCUUCUGAACUUGGAGUUGGACCCGGAGUAUAACGUGAACUACAGCGCAAUGAACGCGUUUGAAGAUCUCUACUGCGUAAUCAAAUGUCAAAUUACAAAAAUUGAUGCACCUGCUCCGAGCCUCUCGACAUCCAGGGAUUCGAGCCAUACCUGUAAGGACGACUCCAUUAAAAUCCCACGGAUUGAUCUUCCUUCUUUCGAUGGAGAUAUCCAAAAUUUCCCAUACUUCUAUGAAACAUUUAAGCGUAUCAUACAUGAGAAUAAAAAACUUACAGAUUCUGAGCGUGUUCAUUACUUAUUUAGUCAUCUGACAGGAAAAGCAAAGUCGAUCUGUGUGGGAGUUAUACCUGCCGCAGAAAAUUACAACACAGUUUGGGAAGCAUUGAUCGCAAAAUAUGAUGAUAAACGCGCAUUGGCAACGUCAUAUUUAAACCAGCUGUUUUCGAUGAAACCUGUCAACGUCAACGGUCCUUCGGCAUCUAUUUUAGAAAAAACAAUUGAUACGUUUGCUGCUACUAUUUCAGCAAUAAAACAACUCAAGCUCGAAAACUUAAGUGACUUUAUUUUCAUUCAUCUGGGUCUUAAGUUAUUAGAUUCAGAUACCACAAAGAAUUUUGAGAUGUCUAUUCGGAAUUCUUCUAAAAUGCCUACAUAUGACGAAUUCAUUUGUUUCGUUAGUGAACAAGUGAAGAUUUUAUAUCGGACAUUGCAACGAACGCCAACUAAGGCUGAAAGCGGCUCCGCUGCCAGCACUAGCAGCGUGCGAGCUCCUCUCCCUCGCACACCCCAAGCGUAUGUUAGCACGCAAGGGCAUGACAACGGAAAUCCAUGUGCUAUGUGUAAGAGUAAUGAUCACUCGCAACUUUAUAAUUGUAAUUCCUUCAUGAAACUCCCACCUAACGAAAAAUUUAAUUUCGUUAAGGAAACUCACGCGUGCACUAAUUGUCUGAACACGCAUCAUACUGCAUCGAAAUGUUCCUCAAAGAAAACUUGUCGUAAAUGUCAAGGCAAACAUCAUACAACGUUACACUUUGAAAACUCAAAACCUGUAAUGAAGAGAAACGAGUCCAAGUCCUCACCUAAGGAUGAUAGUGAAGCUAGCACAAGUUCAUCUGUGACGGACAACGGUGCCUCCGUAUGUACUCAUUCGGCAUUGAGACAGACUAAAUCACCCUUGACGGAAAUUCUCGCCACUGCUAAGGUGCUAGCUAGUGGGCGUAACGGCAAGGACAAGGUUUUGAGAUGUCUGCUGGAUCCAGGAUCACAGAAACAUUACGUUACAUUGAAGUGCUGCAAGAAUUUAGGUCUUCCUGUACACAGCAGCCCCGUGACUUCAAUAAAUGGAUUAGGGGGAACAACGAUAACACAACCCAUUCGAGGAACUGUCAACUUAACAUUUAGGUCAAGAUAUGAUCCUAAAUGUCAAUAUACUAUCGAAGCGCUUGUAUUAGAUGAGAUCACGCCUGAUUUACCGACCUGUCAUAUUGAUCAAUCUUCAUCUGAUCUGUUUGAUAAUUUACAUCUAGCAGAUGAUUCCUGGGCGAUCCCAGAAGAAAUUGACGUACUUCUUGGUGUUAAGUUAUUCACCAAAUUGUUAAUGUCGGAUAAAAUUGAGAACAAACCUGGUUUGCCUGACGCUUUAGAAACUACACUGGGGUACAUCAUAUUAGGUGAUGCUCCCGCAGUAAAUGCUUCCUACUCAGCAGCUGGGUAUUUUACUUCGGUUGAAGUGGGAAAUUUGAUGCAAAAAUUUUGGGAAAUUGAAGAUUUAGAUGGAGUCAUUCAUAGUCCUGCCGACAAACAAGCUGAAGACAUAUUCAAAAAUACAGUGAAUCGUUUGGAAGACGGGCGGUACGAAGUUGCACUUCCAUUUAAAUUGGAACCAAACAAUUUAGGCAAUUCUUACAAGACUGCUGAACGCAGAUUUUUAGCACUUGAAAGAAAAUUCCUCAAACAACCUGAGUUAAAGCCAGCUUAUGAUGAAGUUAUCCGUGAACAUAUUGAUAAAAAAUACUUAUCUGAGGUUCCGAAUGAUAAGUCAAAUGAUGCUUAUCACAUACCCCAUCACGCAAUUGUCAAAAGUGACAGAACAACCACAAAGGUGAGAAUUGUGCUGGACGCUAGUGCACAGACCACAAGCGGCUUAUCAUUAAAUGACAUACUUCACGCAGGACCAAGUCUACAGGCUGACUUGUUCUGCAUUCUCCUAAACUUGCGAUUAUUUGCUAUUACCAUCACGUCUGAUGUACGUCAAAUGUAUCUGUGUAUUGACGUACGGGGGGAGGAUCGUCCUUAUCAGCGUAUCCUUUAUAGGUUUAGUCCUGAAGAAACUAUAAGGGUGUUUCAAUAUAACAGGGUAGCUUUCGGUCUACGUAGCAGUCCUUUUCUGGCACUGCGAACUGUCAAACAGUUGGUAGCUGAUGAAGGUGAUAAAUACCCACUCGCAAAAGAAAUCGCAUCUCGUGAUAUUUAUAUGGAUGAUGUAGCCAGUUCAGUUAUUGAUGAAGACCAGGCUGUACAAGCGACUAAACAACUGCUGGAUUUGUUCUUGAAAGGCGGAUUCCAAUUAGCAAAAUGGUCGUCUAAUUCUGCAGCUGUUCUGAAAGAAAUACCAAAGGAACUACAUCUGUCCCAAAGUGUCACCUUCGACGAUGAUACAACGUUGAAGAUUUUAGGUCUUCGUUGGUAUCCUGGUGAAGAUGUAUUCAAGUUCCAGAUGGAAUUCUUCGCGUCGGAGGACGUCUCAGUAAUUCUAAUGAAGAUUACGAUUAUAAACAUCCUUUGUUAUUGCCACGUCGUGAUCACAUCAUUAAUCUACUGGUCGAUUACUACCAUCGACACCAUUUACAUGCAGGACCUGAAACUCUUAUAUCUAUUCUGCGACAUCGAUUCUGGAUUAUAG
Cydia pomonella (codling moth) is the source of this 3084-nucleotide messenger RNA. RefSeq lists its product as uncharacterized. The record is from RefSeq and is a predicted model, not a curated record. Bases 1 to 3084 code for a protein of 1027 amino acids. The transcript has 2 exons. Lineage: Eukaryota; Metazoa; Arthropoda; Insecta; Lepidoptera; Tortricidae.